Messenger RNA from Styela clava, 1544 nucleotides. RefSeq lists its product as uncharacterized. NCBI's taxonomy places the organism in Eukaryota, Metazoa, Chordata, Ascidiacea, Stolidobranchia, Styelidae. The record is from RefSeq and is a predicted model, not a curated record.
UAUUGGACACGUGGUGUUGUUAAAUUGCUGUUGUUGUUGCUAUUCUUGGUAUUGAUUGAAAUAACUAGAUUCCGUCAUGAAGUAAAACUCUACUUUCAGUUUGUAUUAAAUCCUUAUCGCAUUUUUGCCAGCAUUGCGAAAAUUGUACGCGUGAGUUAUUUUUUUGCUGAAAAAUGUUCUGUCGAUGAUAUCAACCGGUAGUACGCACAGGAUUUAUCGAAAGGAAAUGAAACUUUACGGAAUUGCACAAACCGGUUUUAGUGAAUCAGUAUAAAAGUCAUGAGUUGAUAAAAAAAUUCAUAUUACUGAUAUGAAGAUACUUAAUUUCUAGAGCAAUAUGAUGUUAAUGUUGUGUUGUAAAAAUAUCUUUGGAAUAAUAUGUUUGAAUAUUGCUGUUGUGAACUCCGAAUGGAAAAUAGCAGGCAUCGAUAUACCGCCAGCAGGAGCGGCAGCAUGGGCGAAUGCGUUGUCUGGAACUGACGAUUUUGAUUACCUUUCACAAAUAGCAAAAAUACAAUACGGCUCACCGCUAGAUGUCGCCCUACAAAAUCUCCGCACAGAAGGAAUGAAACUUACACAAGUAGACCUAGUAGAAUUGAUAUCGCCAACAUCAGCAGUGAACGAUAUGAUUACUCAGAAGCAAAAAAUGGUUGAAUACUCUACUGCUCUAAGGAACUUCAAUUGCGUUCACUUCCCUUGCAAAUAUGAUGGAAAUUGUGAGCUUAUACCACUCAUUGAUUUCUCCGACGAAUUAAAAGAAAGCCUGAAGAUACAGACUAUGAACGAAAUCAGCAUCAUUAUGGGACAGGCUGAAUUUUUUAACUUUUAUAAAGAAUUUGGAAGCACUGACCUUGGAACGCCCGAGGGCAUUGAGACCGUUGUACAUGCCUAUUUAUGGGAUACUUCAGACACCAUCAACCCUAUGUUACUUAAUAUGCUGGCUUACACAGUUUCACCAUGGAUCAGCGACGACUGGAUGCCAGAACUUGAAAUUAAUUGGAACACGAAUGCGUGGAAGCUUAUAAAUUUCAUCGAGUUGUUCAUAGCUCAAAAGAUCAUUGCAAUGAGUUUGUCAGAUUUGGCAAGAUAUGAAAGUAUUGAAACGGUUGCAGCGAUGUAUCAACUCGUAGGAAAAGCUAUUCGUUGUUCCUGUGCUCUGGGAUUUGGAGGAACACAUUGUGAAUUUUGUGUACUUACUGAUGCUUCCUUAAUAGCAGAUAAUGAAUUUGAAUAUCAUGGAAUCAAACCGAUUAGUGCUGAAGUUGGUUGAUAAAAUAUGUUAUAGCUGUUGGCCUGUUAUAACUACGUAAAUAAAACUUAUCCCCCCAACAACAGACAUUUUAUAUUCCAAUUUGUGUUGUAAUAUGUUGUAUCAGUUAUUACUACAUAAAUAAACUAUAUCUAAACGUAAUAAAUGCAAUAUUUUAAUUCUUUGUUCAAUAAAAUAACUAACAGUUGGGGUUACGCGAGACCAACUUAUUUCCUCAAUGCUUUUGCGCAAGUGGAUCCGUAUCCGUAUAACGCAAGGAUGCUGUCGCAUUAGC